AUGGAAGGGGUCCAACCCCUGGAUGAGAAUGUGAGAAACGCGCCAGGUCUGAGAUUCCAGACGCACAAGCUCAUGCUGGUGGCCUCUGUGGUCCAGGGGCUGGGGCUGCUCCUGUGUCUCACCUACAUCUGCCUGCACUUCUAUGCUCCUCAGGUGCCACUUCAGUAUCCUCCAAUUCAAAGUAUCAAAGCACGAUUUACUGAGUGUGACAAUGAAAAAGGUUUCAUCCUCAAACCCUCAAACGAAGAGAAAACCAUGAAGGUACAAGACAACUCAAUCUCCAUCAGAUGCGAUGGGUUUUAUCUCGUCUCCCUGAAGGGCUACUUCUCCCAGAAGCUCAGCCUCAGCCUUCAUUACAGGAAUAACUCGGAACCCCUCUUCUCCCAUGACAAGGUCACGUCUGUCAACUCCAUCACUGUGGCCUAUCUGUUUUAUAAGGACAAAGUCUACUUGAAUGUGAUUACUCACAAUUCCUCCUGUGCAGACAUCCAAGUGAAUGGUGGGGAGUUAAUUCUCAUUAGUCAAAAUCCUAGUGGAUACUGUGCCAAUGAAUGA
Molecule: messenger RNA, 555 nt
Organism: Pipistrellus nathusii (Nathusius's pipistrelle)
Lineage: Eukaryota; Metazoa; Chordata; Mammalia; Chiroptera; Vespertilionidae
Source: the annotation of a GenBank genome assembly